Molecule: messenger RNA, 1144 nt
Organism: Nomia melanderi (Alkali bee)
Lineage: Eukaryota; Metazoa; Arthropoda; Insecta; Hymenoptera; Halictidae
Source: RefSeq, a predicted model, not a curated record
CGUGCGAAUAUAUAGUAUCUUACAUAUAUUCGUGUUUAGCAGCCAUUGCGAAUAGAUUCGAAAGGAGCUGUUACGAGGAAGGUUAGAACCGUGAACCUUGCUUCCGAAAUAUAAAUCUGUAACCGUUUGUACUGAACUAUUUAAGAAAAGAAGUGAUCAUUCCAAUAACUGUGAAAUAAAUAAUUACUUGAAAAAGUAGCAAAAGAGUCUAUUGACUGAGCCCACUUUGAGGUCUUUUAUUCCGUUAUCGAAACUUGAUCGAAAAAAGAAAUAAUGUCUCUACUUCCGAUAUUAUACUCCAAUUGGUGGGAAGAUCUGAAAAAACCACAUAGUCUUUUUGAUCAACACUUUGGAUUGCCUGUAGAUGUUGACGAUUUACCGAUUUCUAAUAUAUUGCCUCCAUUAGACUCUGACGUCUUAGUCCUAAGACCUCGUCGUCACGGUCUUCGCAGACAUCCUUAUGAAAGAAGUCUUAGUCGUAAAACCGAUCGUAAUAGUGGAGUUUCAACAAUAGAAGCUGAUAAAGAUAAAUUCCAAGUAACCUUGGAUGUUCAGCAAUUUGCUCCAGAAGAAAUGACUAUUACAGUUUCCGGAAAUAAUGUAAUUGUUGAGGGGAAGCAUGAAGAAAAGCAAGAUGAGCAUGGUUGGAUCUCAAGGCAAUUUUCACGGAAAUACUUAAUACCAGAACAAUGUAAUAUUGAUGAACUUAAAUCAAGUCUUUCUUCUGAUGGAGUUUUGACUAUCACAGCGCCAAGAAAAGACUUGGAUCCGAAAUCGAAGAACGAAAGAGUUAUUCAAAUCGAAGUCACAGGAAAGCCAGCAAUAAAAGAUAGUACGAAGCCUAUAGAAACACAAAAGGAAGCUUCACCGCAAAAGAAUUCAGUUCAACGAAGAAGUCAAGACCAGACUGUAAAAGCAGCUUAAAGAAUCUUAUUGAAAUCUUAUAUCAAUAAGUGUCAAUUUUUGUCUCUACAGUAUUAUCAUUUUGUGCUUCCAUACCUAGCAUGAAGCAUUUAUUUUCAUUUAUCAUCAAAAACAUAAACACUCCUUUGUAUUUAAUUCUUAAAAAAGAACUUUGAAAGACUUUAUUUUCUGCACCUAUUGUACUCAUUGAUGUUAAUUUGUCAUAAAGUGUUUUGUAAUA